Messenger RNA from Salvia miltiorrhiza (redroot sage), 1129 nucleotides. RefSeq lists its product as uncharacterized. Lineage: Eukaryota; Viridiplantae; Streptophyta; Magnoliopsida; Lamiales; Lamiaceae. The transcript has a single exon. The record is from RefSeq and is a predicted model, not a curated record. The coding region runs from base 550 to 990 and encodes 146 amino acids.
ACGCUGCCCUCAAACCUCCCCACCUCUUCUUCAACUCUCUCUCUAUAUAACCUCUUCUCUCUCAUCUCCAUCGCGCCCCUCUCUCCCCCCCCCUCCUCCUUCUCCCCUCCCUCCUCACCGCCGCACGCGGCGGAGGCAGACAUCGCUACGGCGUCUCUCCAAUCCAGAUCCGCCGUCCACGGCCCAGAUUUAAAAAAAUUCCGAUAGUCCAAUCUCCCCAUCCCUCUACUGUUCAUUAGCAUUUGUCUCGGAAAUUCAUAAAUUCUCCGCCUCAUUAUUAAUAAAAUCCAACUCUCCUUUUAUCUUUUUCCCCCUUUCAAUUUUUUUAAGUCUAAAUGCACAAUUUUUUAUAGCUCUCGCCCUUCUCCUCUACUGUAGUUGUGAUUUACCCCGAAAUUUAACCUUUUUCACUCUCUCGGAAACCGUUUUUGCCGUUUUAUUCAAUCCAAUUAAAUUGUCUUUGUUAUUUUCACCCCGAACUGACGCUUCUGCCCUUGAGAAUCAAGCUGACGUGGCACCCAAAUUCACUUUUAACGAUAGACGGUCAGGAUGAGUUACCACGCGCGCAGAAUAUUGACGCCUGGGGCCUCACGGAAGCGGAAAGAGAUGGAGUCCCUUCAUCCUUCCACGUUAGCGAAACCGUUAGUUCCACUAACGUCCGUCACCCGCGCCGUUAGUGGGGCCAGCCAGGCGACGAAGGCGACUGAGCCGCAACCGAUGACAUCAAACCGGCUCUUAGCCGGCUACAUGGCCUACGAGUUCCUGACUAAAGGAACGCUUUUCGGGCAAAAGUUCGACCCGGGCCGGGCCGAGGCUAUGCCGGUCAGCAUGGCCGAGCCGAAGAGGAACCGGUAUGGUAAGGAAGCCGAGCCGACCGGGAAGCCGAAGCCGCAGAGCUAUGCUGAGGUGGCAAACAUAAUGAAAAGCGAUGCGGUCCACAUUCCGGGAGUAGUCAACCCCACGCAAUUAGCUCGGUGGAUUCAAAUGUAGAGUUUCUGGACACGUGGAAGCAUCUGGCUGCGAUGUCCACGUGAUCUUCGUGUAGUAUUCCCGCUCGCUGUAUGUACGUGGAGCUUAAAUUCUCUCUUUCGUACUGCAAUAUAUCAAACCGCUCUCGUCUUCUCCUUCA